AUGAUCGCAAGACUUCUCUUCGCACUCGCCUCCCUGGCGUCCACUCGUGAGUCUGCGCCGCAGGGUACUAAUCAUCCAAGCGAGCUUCCGUUUACGAAUAAGACUCCAGGGAAGUUUUUCCUGCAGUCGAAGCCGGAGAAUGCCCAAUACCCCAGGGACCAGGAUUGUGCUGGGAGCUGUGCAGCAGCGAUGCGGAUUGCUCGGAAGGCCUCCUCUGCUGCUCCAACGGAUGCGGCCACGAAUGCAUGCCACCCCGUAAGGUCAACGGCCCUGCCGUUCCGUAAAUUCGCUCAAUGUGUGGACUCAGAGAUCAUCUUGUAUGCUUCCUCCAUAGAGCUGACAUGCUCAGACGUGGACUGCCCCGAGGACUGUGUCAUGGGUCACACUAUCUGCGGUCGUCCCCCCGGCGAAUGUCCUCUCAUGCCAUACUGCAUGCCCUAUGAUUCAUUCACGUGCGAGGACGUGACCUGCGCGCCGGGUGAGACGUGCGUGAUGCAGGAGGUGGUAUGUGUCACUGAACCCUGCUACCCUGUUCCCGAAUGCAUCGCUGAAUGAUUAAUUAAUCGGGAUUAAUAUAGAAUCUUCUCGCCACU
Darwinula stevensoni is the source of this 593-nucleotide messenger RNA. The record is from the annotation of a GenBank genome assembly. Lineage: Eukaryota; Metazoa; Arthropoda; Ostracoda; Podocopida; Darwinulidae.